Messenger RNA from Arabidopsis arenosa, 1592 nucleotides. The record is from the annotation of a GenBank genome assembly. NCBI's taxonomy places the organism in Eukaryota, Viridiplantae, Streptophyta, Magnoliopsida, Brassicales, Brassicaceae.
CCAUUCUCCAUAUAGACUCCUUUAUAAUAUACAAAACAUAGGCAGAUCCAAAAGCAAAGAAACCAAGCAAAGACAUAAAAAAUGAAGAAGGCGGCAGAAUUCGUGAAGCAGAUAAUAAACAUGUUGAGUGGUCUAGCAAAGGACAAGACGAAGGAGCUUAAGAGGAAGACAAGAGCCUUCAAGACACGUCUCGUAAUAUUCUCACUGCUCCACAACAGACACAUGGUGGUGAGCUCUCUCUCGCACAAGCUCAAGAGCAACCCAACAUCAAAAAAGAUAGAUCAUGAUGAUAACAAGGAUGAAGAUCAUCAAAACAUGGUGGUGGUAUAUAGCCACAACGUUAACGCCAUGUCUAGCACUCCUGUCUCUCCGCAUGUAGAAUAUCAAUAUACGGAGGAUGAAGAAGAGGAGGAGGAGGAAGAAAAGUAUCCAGACUUGAGACACUCGUUAUUUGAGGCAGAGGGUUCUGUGAUAGAGAUGGUGAAGCACUCGAAGGAGGACAAUGGAGAAGAGUUUCGGUUGGAAGACGAGAUCGACAAAGUGGCUGAUCUUUUUAUUACCCGCUUCCACAGACAGAUGUGGUUGCAGAAGCAGCUGUCUUUCGAAAUCGCAUUUGGUGUACCUCCGAAAAAGUCCAUUAAUGUUCCAUUUGGGAGGAACUACUUCCCCACUUGGGCUUUUGAUCACAUUAAGUAUCUCAACGGUGGUUCUGAAGUGCAUCUCGUCCUCGACAAGUACACUGGCACUGGCUUUCAGUCCAAAGGUUCCUACUUGUUUGGCCACUUCAGUAUGCACAUAAAGAUGGUUGCUGGUGAUUCUGCCGGAACUGUCACCGCCUUCUAUUUGUCAUCGCAGAACUCAGAACAUGAUGAGAUAGACUUUGAGUUUCUAGGGAAUAGAACUGGCCAGCCUUACAUUUUGCAGACAAACGUGUUUACAGGAGGCACAGGAAACCGUGAGCAGCGGAUCAACCUCUGGUUUGAUCCUUCCAAGGACUACCAUUCCUAUUCAGUUCUCUGGAACAUGUAUCAGAUUGUGUUCUUUGUGGAUGAUGUGCCAAUACGAGUGUUCAAGAAUAGCAAAGACAUAGGGAUGAAGUUUCCGUUCAACCAGCCGAUGAAGAUAUAUUCGAGUCUGUGGAAUGCAGACGACUGGGCCACAAGGGGAGGGUUAGAGAAGACCAACUGGGAAAAAGCUCCUUUCGUCGCGUCCUACAGAGGCUUCCACGUCGAUGGAUGUGAAGCUUCAGUGAAUGCUAAGUUCUGCGAGACCCAGGGAAAACGUUGGUGGGAUCAGAAAGAGUUCCAGGACUUGGACGCUAACCAAUACAAGCGUCUCAAAUGGGUUCGUAAGAGAUACACCAUCUACAAUUACUGUACUGACCGCGUCCGAUUUCCUGUGCCUCCUCCAGAGUGCCGCAGAGACCGCGACAUAUAGUGCUUAUCUGGCUUUUUUUUCAGAUGGAUAGCAAGAUUUCCUACUUUUUAUAUGUUUUUUCGUCUUACAAGUUUAAAUCUAGAAAGUUUGAAUUGUUACAACGGUGCAUUUGACGUGACUUAAAUGAAACCGAGAAAUGAAUUCAUGAGUUUCCC